AUGGUACGCCAGAGAACUGUUUCUUUGAAUUGUCGUCUUGUGCACGUGCAUAUGUAUUCAAAAGGCAAAUUCCCUGGCGAACAUCACGUGGUGUGAAUAAUAGGCCAUUUGUACGGUGACGUCAUUUUACUAGUACGACCAGAAUCCUUCAGGAUUUUGCUUUCUUGUGCAAAUUAGGGCUUUUGUUUUCGAAGCCUCACUGGGAUUACAAAAUUAGAAUAUGAAAGAAAAAACGAAAAGGAUUCUGGUCGUAGUAGUAAAAUGACGCCAUCAUGCAAAUGGCCUAUUGGGAAAAAAAGAUACCAGCUAAAAAGGUCUAUUUAGCAAUUAUUGAAGGAGGCUGAAUUAUGUUGUGCAUAAUCCUUGACAUCCUACGAAGGCCGAAUUCAAUAAUUGUUUUAUUAUUCACUCAAAAUAUUGGAACAAGCUUACUUCCUCGUAGACUUUUUUGUUGGCCUGUGUUUUGCACAGUUUCAGGAUAUAAACACAAGUUUUUCUUGCAUAUACUUCCCAAAAAAUAGAUAACAUCCAUUGAGCAAUAUGUUCUGCGUGUUUGUGUUAAUUUCCUUCCGUUUAGUUUUAGUCAGAAAUUCAGCUAAUUCCUCUUCGGAUAGCCGCGUGAACGCCAUUUUUUUUUGCUCACUCGCGAAUAAACGGCUGGGCCUCCGCGCCUUCGAAACGACGUUGAUCGAUGUUCUAUUGCCCAUGUAACCUGGUCUGCAAAUCAAUAUACCACAUUUGUACAACCUGUCCUGUUUUCUAUCCUGGCUUUAAUGGCAGACUGAAGUAUGAACAGUUAUAGUCAAGCCAUAUGGUGAAAAACUUGUGCACUCUGGGGUAAAAGCACCAAAUUUGGUAUGGUAAUAGUACUUGGGCUGCUGAACAAUAUUAGCUAUGGGCCCCAGUCAGGGGGAACAUUUUGUACUCAGGGGGGUGGGGUGGUUGCAGUUUCCAAUUUAACUGCCGUUAUUGAAAAGAAAGCUGCUGUAUCGAUAGGGAAUGGUGUCCUAGGGAAGUUUAACAAGGUCUUUUUAAUCCAACUUUCUAGGUGGCGUGGGGGGGAAGGUUUCAACACAGCUUAGGGGGAGGGGUAGGAGAAUCUCUGUUUGCAUGUUUGUUUAAGUUUAUGUUGUGAGGAAGAAUACAAUAACCUUUCCUGAAUUCUGGGAUAAUUUUAAAUCACUUAGCAAUUAGUUUCUCCUCUGAACUUAUUCUUCAUCUCCAUGGUAGUGGAGAUGGUGGUGGUGGUGUCUAUGGGGGGAUGGGUGGGUUUUUCCCGGUGUAGUAAGCGCAUGUUUCUUAUAUUAUCAGUUAAUCAACCUGCGGAAAUAAACUAGAUGACUUAAGGCACUUUUUUAGGCCCGGUCCCGUUUCACCUGCAAAUUUUGACAAAUUUCACGUAUCACAUGCGUUCUAACCCAUUUUUCACGAUCCACGAAUUUAGUCAUCAACCGAAACCGGAAACCCCGCAUGAAAAGCCCCUCACACAUAACAUAACAGUUAUAUAACAGUUAUAUAACAUAUAUAACAGUUACCUAACUGUUAUACAACAGUUAUAUAACUGUUAUAUAACAGUUAUAUGGCAGUUAUAUAACUGUUAUAUAUACUGUUAUAUAUAACAGCAGACAUCUGCUGUCAUAUAACUGUCAUCACACGUCUGAUGUCUGAUUUUAUAUAACAGUUAUAUAACAGUAUAUAUAACUUUCAUAUAACUGUUAUAUAACAGUUAUAUAACUGUUAUAUAACGUAUAACUGUUAUAUAACAGUAUAUAAUAUAACAACAAAUUUCACGUAUCACAUGCGUUAUAAACCAGUUUUCACGCUCCACGAAUUUAGUCAUCAACCGAAACCGGAAACCCCGCAUGAAAAGCCCCUCACACAUAACAUAACAGUUAUAUAACAGUUACCUAACUGUUAUAUAACAGUUAUAUGACAGUUAUAUAACAGUUAUAUGACAGUUAUAUAACAGUUAUAUGACAGUAUAUAUAUAUAUUUAUAUAUAACUGUUAUAUAACAGUUAUAUGACUGUUAUAUAACAGUUAUAUCACACUUAUAUAACUGUUAUAUAACAGUUAUAUGACAGUUACAUAACUGUUAUAUAACGGUUAUAUAUACUUAUAUAUACUGUCAUAUAACUGUUAUAUAUAACAGCAGACAUCUGCUGUCAUAAACUGUCAUCACACGUCUGAUGUCUGAUUUUAUAUAACAGUUAUAUAACAGUAUGUAUAACUUUCAUAUAACUGUUAUAUAACAGUUAUAUAACUGUCAUAUAACUGUUAUAUAACUUUUAUAUAACAGUAUAUAAUAUAACAACAAAUUUUACGUAUCACAUGUGUUAUAAACCAUUUUUCACGCUCCACGAAUUUAGCCAUCAACCGAAACCGGAAACCCCGUAUGAAAAGCCCCUCACACAUAACAUAACAGUUAUAUAACUGUUAUAUAACUGUUAUAUAACAUAUAUAACAGUUACCCAACUGUUAUAUAACAGUACAUAUAACUUUCAUAUAACUGUUGUAUAACAGUUAUAUGAAAAUUAUAUGACUGUUAUAUAACAGUUAUAUGACAGUUAUAUAACUGUUAUAUAACAGUUAUAUGACAGUUAUAUAACUGUUAUAUAACAGUUAUAUGACAGUUAUAUAACUGUUAUAUAACGGUUAUAUGAAAGUUAUAUAUACUGUUAUAACUGUUAUAUAAAAUCAGACAUUAGACGUGUGAUGACAGUUAUGACAGCAGAUGUCUGCUGUUAUAUAUAACAGUUAUAUGAAAGUUAUAUAACUGGUAUAUUUUACAUAUAAGCGUUAGAUAACAGUUAUAUAACAGUACACACAACUGUUAUAUUAUAUACUGUUAUAUAACAGUAUAUAUAAGUAUAUAUAUAACAGUUAUAUAACUUUCAUAUAAACAUAUAACUGUUAUAUAACAGUUAUAUAACUGUUAUGUGACUGUCAUAUAACUGUUAUAUAACAGUUAUAUGACAGUAUAUAUAAAUAUAUAUAACCGUUAUAUAACAGUUAUAUGACAGUUAUAUAACUGUUAUAUAACAGUAUAUAAUAUAAUAGUUAUGUUUACUGUUAUAUAACAGUUAUAUGACAGUUAUAUAACUGUUAAAAUAUAACAGUUAUAUAACUGUUAUAUAUACUGUUAUAUAUAACAGCAGACAUCUGCUGCCAUAUAACUGUCAUCACUCGUCUGAUGUCUGAUUUUAUAUAACAGUUAUAUAACAGUAUAUAUAACUUUCAUAUAGCUGUUAUAUAACAGUUAUAUAACAGUAUAUAAUAUAACAGUUAUGUGUACUGUUAUAUAACAGGUAUAUAUAACUGUUAUAUAACGCUUAUAUGUAUAUAUACUGUCAUAUAACUGUUAUAUAACUGUUAUAUAACAGUUAUAUAUAACUGUUAUAUAACAGCUAUAUGACUGUUUUAUAACAGUUAUUGUACUGUUAUAUAUCUGUUAUAUAACAGUUUUAUGACAGUUAUAGAACAGUUAUAUGACUGUUAUAUAACAGUUAUAUGACAGUUAUAUAACUGUCAGAAUUUAACAGUUAUAUAUGUAUCUAAGUGAGCAGAUAAGAUUCAGAUGCGAGUGAUCAAAUUGCUUUCUGUGAAUUCCAUUCAUCCUUAUAAGUUAUAUAACAGUUCAUAUAAGAAAAUUCGCGUUAAUUUAAGUCGCGUUAAUUUUGUUGAGCGUUAAUUUCCGCGACGUUAAUUAAGUGCAGCGCUAAUUUCCGCACUCUUAAUUUCCAGUAUUUUAACCCCAAUUUUGGAACCUGUCGAGACAUUAUUGACACCUAAAAAACAUUACCUACAAGCUUUCUUUCUUUCCAUUUACCCUUUAUUUUUCAUCUUUCACAAAAGCUAAGGCGAAGGUUUACAAUAUUUGUUAAAUUUGUUUCCAGUUGUCACCACCAACCGUGUCUUAAUCGCGUUAAUUUCCUUUAUUAUGAAAUUCUACCUUCUCUUUCGCGUUAAUUUUCUUUCUUCGAAAGUCGUUUGCCAUUAAAUUCGCGUUAAUUUAAGUCGCGUUAAUUUCCAAUGCCUUAAUUUCAUGGAGUGUUAAUUUCCUACAAUAAGGUAACUCCUCGUUGCAUGUCGUUGAAGGUCUCUGUAAGUGUCUCAUGUUUUAUUUUUGCGGUAGUUUGGCUGAGCAAUUAAAUUCCCAAAAAGUGCAAUUCACUUCAAUCAAAGUGUAAAAAUGAAACAUCUUAUCUUUCCAAGGGCGAAAAACGGCAUACUGUCUCUCACAAACGAGAGAGCAAAAAGACCAGCCAUUCCUGUCCGCCAUGCAGAAUUUCCUUGAGUAGCCUGACCUUUUGUUUCUUCCGUGUGCAGUCUUGUUUGUUCCAUCAGGAGGUGUCUCAAAAAUAUUAAUGAAGUUUUUUGAUGUGUCAGGGGGUGCAUGAGUAAUAUUGUAAUGCUUUAAGUCAAAUUAAUUCUGCCCUUCAGAACUCAACUUGCUUCUACGUGGCUUUCCCUAGUGACAAGAAUCACUUAGACAGUCUUUUAAAAUAAUUUUAGAAAAUCUCUCAGAAAAGUACACUACUUUGAAGAAAAUGGGAAUGCAAAAGUUUUUUAGGUCGCUUUCUUCCCGUUUUUGAGUCUUUUCCGGACCAAAACAAAAAGGCCAUUACCCCUCCCCCAAGGGCACAAUGUGCCACCCCCCGUGCAUAUUUGAGUGGGAUCCAUAGCUAAAAAUAAUUAGUGCAAUUAAUACUAUCACUGUGCCGAGUUUGAUGCUUUUACCCCAAAUUGCACAAUUCAGCUAUUUUUUUACACCAUAUGGCUGGACUAUUAGCUGAACUGUUUAUUUUUCAAGUGAUAACCCGUGUCUAUUGUUUAUCUUUAUCACGCGGACUACCGUUCUUUGUUGUCUGACUCUUAAGAGAAAAAAAUUAUUGUUAAAGAUUAAAGGAUUUUAAAGCAAAGAGACCAGUUGUUGAGAAUACCACAGAAGUUCCUUCCCUUCCUGCAUCUGCAGGAACACAAAGAGAGGUAAGUUUUCGUUCGCUUGUAUUUCUUUUAGCCACAAACAAAACAAAAAACACGUGGCAUUAGCAUUAGCGAUGCAGAACUUAUUUCUUGCUUUACGUAAGGAAUUGGAAGGAGAGUCAUGCCAUGUAAAUCUUGUAUGCAAAGCUUUCAUUUAUGUUCCCCGUAAUUAAGCCUGGUUCUAAUGUGCCGCCGAUGCACCUGCGAUAUGGCGGCCGGUACUGCCGGGGAUACUGUUCAGAUAUGAGAACAGAAGUGGCCGGCAACAUUGCUCAUCCCAGUCUUUACCCCUGGCAUGCCUGCGAAGUUGACUCAAGUAUGCCGGCGGUAGAGCUUUGCGGUGGCUCAAGUUGCCGGCGGCCCAUGUUCUCAUUCGUCCGAGAAGUGUCCCAGGCGGUACCAGCGGCUACGUCGCAGAUACAUAGGCGGCAUAUGAGAACCCGGCUUAAGUCCCGAUAGUGACCAACAUCAAUUUUCUGCUAAAAAUAUCAAUAGACAAUCAAAGAGAAAGGUUAUGAGAAUUAAUAAAAUGAUCACCACAGAGAAAAUGUUUUGAUCUUUCAUCAAAUUCUCUCAACUCAUUCUUUAAGGAAAAAUAUAGAGAUCAGUUUGGAGAAUUUGUAUGUGGAUUUUGGGGCUUAAAGUCGUAACUGUUUUUAUUCUUUUAUUUCAGCCUCCGAGUAUAGAAGAACUGUUCUCAGUAUCAGCAGCAAUGCUACCCAUAUUUUCAGAAUUUGGAUACAGGUAAAACACUGUCAUUUGCAUUGAAUUUUCUGCAAUUAUUCUAAUUUCGUUUUGGAUCGUGAUGAGAAGCCAAUUGGUAGUUAACCUUGAAACUACGAAUUAAUACACGCUGUCUUGCAUUUCUUUAAUUGUGGUCGUUCCUGUUAUUGGAGGAACAUUAGAACAUGAUUUUUUUUGUUUCUCACAGCAAAAGUGCAGUAAUGAGUCCUUCCGAUGUUCGAACAGUCGUUACGAAUUAUGUGAAAUCGCACGAGCUUGUCUCGACUGAAAAUAAAAGGUAGGUAAGCUUAUUUCAACAAUUUACUUUUGUUUUUAAAAUGAUUCCCCGAGGUGCAAAGUGGUUUCAUCAAGGAUCCUUUUUUAACCCAACAGAACAAACACUGUAAUUUUUUUAACAAAGGAUGACAAAAAAACAGGAUGCUAUUUUCAUUGAUAUGUUUGCUCCGAAGUGGGCACGCGGGCCCCAUAAUUUAGCACGUUUUCCCUCCUGGGACCCUUGCAUUACCCCUGGGUAUUGAGCGUGGUAUUUAAAUGCUUUGCCAACAUCAGGAUCACUGAUCAGAUCGCUUUUCUAUGCGUUCAUGCCCCGAGAGUGCAUAUAUACUUGCGUUUUUGUCCUCCCUCCUCCCCUCAGCGACGAAAACCCGGUUAUGCUGCACUUCUUCGCGUACGGGGAAACUAUUUUCGCCCAUAUCUUAGUAUUCCCCGUGUGUGCCAUAGAGGUGCAGCAUAUCGAUGAAAAUUCUCCUACAAUUUGCGCUUUUCUUUUGUCUGGGUUCUCCGGUUUACGGUCGUUUCGAUUCAAAGUCGUUUCAAUACAAGUCGUUUCGAUACAAGUUUUUUCAGUUUAGGUGUUAAUAGUUUCACAUACUUGGCUUAAAGAACAAAGAAUAUUCACCCAAAAUGUUUUUCAUGUUCGCCCGCAAACUAUAUACUUGAAGUGAUCGAAAUUUUUGUGCAAGUAUCACUGCUUGAGUUGGUAUCGAAACGACUUUGUAUCGAAACGAAUGGUUCUCCUCUCGCACUUUGAGUAUAAAUCCAGUGGGUUACAGCUCGACUUUCCAAAAGCUCACCCUGUUCUGUCAUUUCUUGUUCCUAGAAUGGUGGUGCUGGACCCUACACUCACCAAAAUACUCCUUAAUAAGAACGAGGAUAUCGUAUUUUUACCUUGGGAUCAACUUUUUGAAAGGUAAGCCGGGGCGGAUCUAGGGGGAGGGUGCAGGGGGUGCGCACCCUCCCCUGAGGUGACCUGCGGUUUUCGAAUACAACUGGUAUUCUGCAAAAAAAAAAACUAUGUGGUUUAUUGGUGUUGAAGUAGAGCAAGAGACGAGUGCACCCUCUCCUAAAAAAAAUCCUGGAUCCGCCCCUGUUAAGUCUGGUUCUUUCCACUAUUAAUCCACUUUUACAUCUUAUACGGUACAUGACAAUUUGCAUAGUUCACCGUCGAAGGCUCCAACUUGAUAGUACCUCGGGACAAUUUAACGUUGCCUCAUGGGCCGCCAGAUUUAAACUUCUGCAAAUUGCUUUUUUUUGUGUUUAACAGGCAUGCCUGCUCCGUCACGCUACUAACCCAUUUCUCCUUGUAUGGAUGUCUUUGUGUUUCCCUUGUUUGGGCAUUUUUUAUUCUUUCCGUGUUUUGUAUGUGUAUGUUUUAGUUACCAGUUUUAUCUGCUAGUUUCCUCUUAAUUUGGGGAGAAAGGGGAAGCGGGAAAGCUGUGAGAACAAAGGAGAAGCUGUGUUACGUCUACGCAUUGUAGCUUUCUUAAUCACGCACAUUUUACCGACGAUUCACAGCAAUUAAUGCUUUUCGCAUGUAGGGUUUCAUCUAAAAUGAAUAAAUGCCAUCAGAUCACGUUUCCAGGGCAAGAUCCUUUAGUAAGGUAAGUUACUUCUUUGCAAGUAAGUUUAGAUGAAAGUUACGCGGUCUAAUUGGCUUCAGGGAAGUCCAGAUAUCCUCCUGGAGCUAGUAUGAUAAAAAUGCCUUUUUAAUUCAAAAUACAGUCGAACUUCUCGAAAACGACCACCCGAAAUGUGCAGUGUCUUGUUUUACCGUCCAGAAGUUAAAUGUGGUGCUAAAAUAUAGCAGAAAGCGUUUAGUGAUAAGAAACCCACCAAGCUUGAGCUAGGAUCGUGAUACACCAAUCACUAACAACCACGGUGGUACAAAUAGUUCUUCUCAGUGAAUCGACUCCAUCGCCUGACGAAGACCUGCUAUACGCGGUCGAAACGUCGCGAUCCAUAUCUAUGUGACAAUCGGAAGACAAACCAUUAACCAAACCCUGUAUGUACAAUAAUCCUGUCUCCCCUCUUUUCAGCCGUGUUUUAGUGCUCUAGGAAACCGCUUGGCACGAGCGACAUGUAUUUGCCCCAAGCUCUGAUUGGCUAAGUGGAUUGUUCGUGUUUGUUGUAAUUGGCUAAACUUGUUAUUGCGACUUCUAUUGAAAAUUGCUGGAAUACUUUUUUUUGGUUUGCUCGUUUCUUCUCAUCAGGAAAGGAAAGAUCGAAUCUAUCGAAAUUAAAGUGGAACAGCGCAUGGGUAACAAAAAGGUACCUUUUUCGUUUUUCUGUGCAGUUCGGUUUUCUCUUUGUCUCAUUUUUUAUAUCAUACGCUGUCACAGAACAAAAGUGGUCAUGAAUUUAGUCCAACUCUCGCAACCUGCUUAGGUGUCCCCUUUGGAUCUAAUAAUCGCGGCAGGUAGAGCGCUGGAGGUCACGUGUUCUUUCCUCGGAGCUGGACCAAUACUCAGGGUCUUGAAAUAACUGAGAAAUUAAAGGAAAUGCCUUUGCCCUCUUAACGGCUGGAACUUAGCUUGGCUUCGAUGACCAGGUAAAAUGACGGUCCCAUUUGUAUAGGAGAAGUAAAAGUAGUGUCCUCUAUUUGUAUUUUGGUGUUUUAACAUUUACGCUUUAGUAAAGUGCGUUCUUUUUAUAACCAGUGGUUGUUUACCAUCCAUUGUGCAGGGAUCAAGAGAAAAAUCGAGGUUACGGUAAAUUCCACGGAGCACGACUUUGACGACCCCAGAACUCGGUAGUGGUAGCCUUGUGCCGCAUACUAUAGACCUUGUCACGGUUUUCGACGCCAUCUUGACGAGUAGGCAAACGCGUGAGAAAUUACAGUGUUUGUAUGAGAAUCUAAUAUGUCGGAUCGUCGGAAAAAAUUUUGGAGGCUUACCUGUGCUUAAAUUUCUCCACAGGCUUGCUUUAGAUUUUCCAUAUAUUUGUCUGUAAUUUUCCCGGGACUUUCUUGCAGACAAAUGUAUAGGAAAUUUAAAAAGUGGUUCUAGAUCUUCUAGUGAAUGUAACGCCGUUAAAUUUUUUCAGUAGAAUCCUUAGGAGUGAAGCUUUGGUUUACAAAUCAUAUUUUUUUCAGAACAGCCGUACUACGGAAAUUAUUCGAAAUUAGAUUCUCAUACAAACACUGUAAUUUCUCACGCGUUUGCCUACUCGUCAAGAUGGCGUCGAAAACCGUGACAAGGUCUAUUUUAUCGAGGGUAUUGACAAUGAUUUGUAUUUUAGGUCACGUUAAUCCGGAACCUUGAAUUAUACGGCAUUAGCCCGCAGGAAUUUGCUCACAAUAUACAGUUAAAGGCAGCUUGUAGCACCUCAGGUGAGACCCGCUUUGAGCUAUGUUCACACUAAUAGCUUUAAGCUAUGUUCGGCACGAAAACCAUAUCGGAUAGGACUUCUGUUCACGCACAAUAACGGUUGUGGCGGCGCGAUUUCUGCGACAGAGCGACGCUGCGCCGCGCCUGGCCUUCUCCGCAGGCAACUCCUAUUAGAGACCUUUAGAUUCAAGGACAAAACGAGUACAAGUACGAGAUUUGACUAAAAGCUUUUUCUCCUAUUCUCAAAACAUAGACUCCCCGGAAAGCUUAAUUUUACCAUGUUUCACUAGAACAUUUAGCACUGUUAUCUUUAGUGAAGAAGGUUAUUCCAUCUCCCGAUCGCAAAAUGAUAAAACUUCUAACAUCUGAUAACUUGUUUCCGUUACGUCGACAUUCUCGCUAAAACUCGUAGAAGAGUGACGACGGCUACCACGUUCUCCCGCCAAAAUGAGGCUGGUUCACGCGCGAGGACUACUUACUAUUGAGAAAAUCUCGUACUCGUUGUCGUACUCGUCUUAGAAUCUAGAGCUCUCUAUUGUAACGGUUGUAACAGCGAAGCCUGCGGAUGAUGAGGCUGCGCAGUGCCGAUCUCUAAAGUGGAGAGUCACAGAACGGAUAGAUGUUCACAUUAUACCGAGUAGCCAGCUUUUCGUUCCUUCACGAAAGUAUGUGCAUAGCCUUAUACUACAGCUAGUCAUGUGCCUGACCGCCAAAUGAGAACAGUCCCCGGGAAAGAAGGUUACCCUUCCAGCUGAGUUAAAUUGAGCGAGUGUUUACAUGAGAAAAAAGAUGUUCAUGAUUACAGUCUCCCAUGAUUGCUUGUCAUACCGAGCUGACAACAAAGUUGUUUUAUGGAUGUUCUGAUUGUCUUGUCUAUACCGAGUUUUUAGCCAGAACGGGCCAGCCAAAGACGUUUUAUGGAAAAACAACUGGUACCAAUGGCAGAGUGGCCCGUCUACACCGGAAGUCGUGUUUAGUCCUUUCCGCGCGCUUUCCCGUCGCCAACUGACGUUCCCGUCCUGUUGCUAACGUUUUGUUUCUCAUGUAAACUGUUUGCCAAGUUUCCUAUUUUGGUUGUAAGAAAAGUUGGCUCGCCCCGGAUAACUUUGGUGGGCAAGAGAUCCUUCUUUCCGAGACAUGUGUUCUCCAUCAGUAUAAAAGGUUGCUAAGUACAGCAGAAAAGCGGCUUUUGGAUUAGUUUGGUUCCGCAGUUUUAAACCCUAAAACUCAUUAGAAUAAAAGAAGACCCCGAAAGAAUGGUCAAGUGUUGUUUAAAAUUACACUACUUCUAUACCUCAUCUUAUGAGCUUAUGUAUUAGGCUUUCGAUGGCAAGGAUAGAAACGCAAUUCAACUUGAAAAAAUGCGAAAAAACCGUUCAUACCUUUUUCUUUUGGAUUGAAUCCUGUGACAUCUUUCCAUUCUUUUACAUUGAGAGAAGCGAUUUAUAAAUUCAAUUAAACAACACUGCUUGGUCUUUUGUCCCUUGUAAAUACAAUUUUUAUUCUUCAUUAAUCAGAAUAAUCGCCUUUUUUUUCACGGAUCUUUUCAGUCGUGUUAAGUCUACAUCAGUCACUAGGUACUACAUAUCCUCGUCUUUAACUCUUUUCUUUUAUUGUAUCGUUAGUUUCACAACUACCUGGUAAGAACAUUUCCCCUGGAAUGCAGGUUUUAAUUCAAGGGAACCAAGUUGCCAUUGUAGCGAAAUUUCUUCUAGGUAAGUGACAAGAAACGCUAAGGGGAGUAGGUACAAUCUUUGGGUGCAGUGAUUUUAGGGAUCGUUUGGGUUGACAAGCGUUACUUAUGAUUGGUCGAUGGUAUUUGUUGCCUCCCCACAAACGCCUGCUCAACCGAAGACAACAUUCCUUUCCCAUUGUUUUAUUUGCGUGGUAAGUGACCAAUGGACGGUUGUGAAAUAAAGUGUUGACAGGCUAAACACGACUAAAACGUGACCCUAGAGUUACCGUUUUUAUCUUUCUUUUCUUUCCUUCGCUAAGGUUAUGCAGUACAUGAAGUAUUCUAAAAUUUGACUAAAUCUUACUUUUGCCGCUCUGAGUCUAUCAUUUGUUAGAGGUCAGGAAGCUUUCCCAGUGUUUCCUGCAGAUGGAGUAAUUAUCAGAGUACCCUGCGGUCAAGUUCAACUUUCCAGAAUUUGGAAAGUAUGACGUGAUUGGCUAAGCUUAGGAAAGGAAUGUUGUCUUCGGUUGAGCAGGCGUUUUUGGGGAGGGAUGAAAAACGAGCUCCUCUAAAAACGCCUACCUGGGAGGUAUUCAAGGCAACCAUUAACCAAUCAUAAGUAGCGCUUGUCCACCCAAACGAUCCCACAAAUCGUUUCACCGAAAACGUAUACCCAUUCCAUUUAGGUUUAUCGACCGGCGAAUAGUGACUGCUCGGUAGCUUUGACACUUAAUUUCCUCAUUCACGUUAUAACGUGUUUUAUUUUUGUUUUGGUGUUUAGAUGAAUACAAAAUCCCCAAAAAGUACAUCAGUGGCCUUGAACACCUCAAAAGCGGCAAGAAGAAGAAAUGA
Molecule: messenger RNA, 11861 nt
Organism: Porites lobata
Lineage: Eukaryota; Metazoa; Cnidaria; Anthozoa; Scleractinia; Poritidae
Source: the annotation of a GenBank genome assembly